UUUCCAUUUUGCUAUCAACUGACAGAGAAAGGAGCAGCCAUGUCGUCGGAGGCUGAACAAUGGAAGGCGAAGGGCAAUGCCGCUCUCUCGGCCAAGAACAACGCGGAAGCCAUCGAAUGCUACACGAAAGCGAUUGCGUUGGACGCGUCCAACCACGUGUACUAUUCGAACCGCAGUGCCGCAUACUUAAGCGACGACAACGCUGAAUUGGCGUUGAAGGACGCGGAAAGCUGCAUUGCCGUCAAGGGCGACUGGGGGAAGGGGUACGCGCGCAAGGGCGCUGCCUUGCACUCGCUCAAGCAGUAUGACGAAGCCUUGGCGGCGUACGAAGAAGGGUUGGCGAAGGAGCCCAACAAUUCUGCGUGUGUCGGGGGCUUGGAAGAAGUGAAGAAGGCGAUUGAUACGUCGUCGGGCUCCAACCCUAUGGCCGCCGCGUUUGGCCCGGACAUGUUUGCCAAGCUCGCGACCAACCCGCGCACCCGCGCGUUCCUUCAAGACCCAGACUUUGUGCGCAAGUUGCAAGACGUGCAACAAAACCCCAACAAACUCAACGACUACAUGAGCGACCAGCGCAUGAUGACUGUGUUUGCGGAACUGCUGGGCUUUGGCGGCAUGAUGCGGCCAGACGAAAAAACGUCCGCGUCGGCUGACUUUACGCCGCCUACGCCCAAGCAGGACACCGCGCCCGCGGCGCCUGCGGAAGUGUUUGAGGAGGAGGUGACCGACGAAGAAAAGGCCAUCCGUGCCAACAAGAAGGCCGCGGACGAAGCCAAGGCCCGCGGCAACGCGUUGUACAAGCAGAAGCAGUUCCCCGAAGCCAUUGCCGCCUACGAAGAAGCAUUGUCGAAGGACCCGACCAACAUGUCAUACUUGUCCAACUUGGCCGCGGUCUAUUUGGAGCUCAAGGACUACGACCAGUGCAUUGUCCAGUGCAAGAAAGCCGUGGAGGUGGGUCGGGAAUACCGCGCCGACUAUUCGUUGAUUGCGAAGGCAUAUGUGCGCAUUGCGACGGCAUACAUCAAGCAAGGCGAGACGGAAGAGAACUUGACCAAUGCGAUCGAUGCAUUUGAACAUGCGCAAGUGGAGCACCGCACCAAGGAAGUGGAAGCCAAGGUGAAGGACGCCCAGAAGAAGCUCAAGAAGGCCAAGGAGUUGGCGUACUUGGAUGUGGACAAGGGUCUGGAGGCCAAGAACCUCGGCAACGACUACUUCAAGGCGGCCAACUUCCCCAAGGCAGUCGAAGCGUACUCUGAAGCGAUCAAGCGCGACCCGACCAACGCCGUGUACUAUGCGAACCGCGCGGCGGCGCUGACCAAGCUGACGUCGUUCCCCGACGCCAAGGCGGACUGCGAGAAGGCGCUGUCGCUUGAUCCGACCUACGUCAAGGCGUACAGCCGCAUGGGCGCGAUUCAGUUCUUCAUGAAGGAGUACCACAAAGCCAUGGAGUCGUACCAGAAGGGCCUCGACUUGGACCCGACUAACCAAGAGUGCAAGGAAGGGCUGUACAGCGUGCAGUCGAAGAUCCAGGCCGGGGAAACGGACACGGAACGAGCGGCGCACGGCAUGGCCGAUCCUGAAAUCCAAGCGAUUCUGCGCGACCCGGUGAUGCAAAACGUGCUGAACGACUUCCAGACGGACCCGAAGGCGGCCCAGCGCCAUUUACAAAACGCCGGCGUGAUGGCCAAGAUUGAAAAACUGAUUGCCGCCGGCGUGCUGCAAACCAAGUAGCCGACUAACUAGUAGUACUAGUAGUAGUAUAUGGCAGAUCCUUAACGUUCGUUACUUUGCCCUUUGACGAUUCCCAAUA
Molecule: messenger RNA, 1807 nt
Organism: Aphanomyces astaci
Lineage: Eukaryota; Oomycota; Saprolegniomycetes; Saprolegniales; Verrucalvaceae
Exons: 5
Coding region: 40-1728 (562 amino acids)
Molecular function (GO): Hsp90 protein binding
Source: RefSeq, a predicted model, not a curated record